This is a messenger RNA of Oryzias latipes (Japanese medaka), 1904 nucleotides long. It is a transcript of the gene nsun6, whose product is annotated as NOP2/Sun RNA methyltransferase 6. Lineage: Eukaryota; Metazoa; Chordata; Actinopteri; Beloniformes; Adrianichthyidae. The record is from RefSeq and is a predicted model, not a curated record. Gene Ontology annotation, biological process: RNA methylation. Gene Ontology annotation, molecular function: RNA methyltransferase activity; RNA binding.
CGUAUACGGAAGCAGAUGUUUCAAAAAAACGACAACAACCGAAUCCCUGGUGUCAUGCGACAGAGGUCUUGCUCUUCCCACAAAAUAUGUCUAUUUUUCCAAGAAUAUGUCUGAAGCCUGAGGUGGCGGAGCAUCUUAAAAGUGUAUUUUUAAACAAGGAGAUCCUGACAGCUGUAGGCCACCAAGAGGUAGAGCAUCGCUUCCAGAAUUUGCUCCUAUGUCUGUCUCACCCACCUUUACACACCUGUGUUCGAGCCAGCACCCAUCUGGCUCCGCUGGAGGAGAUCCGAUCCAAGCUGCAAGAGGAGCUGAGCCAGCAAACGUCGAGCGACUCAUCAGCGUCCGUUCAGAUUCUUUCACAUCCACAAGUCCCAGAUGUUCUGCUUCUUCCUGUUGACGGCCCAAGGCGUGUGGAGCAGCUCAGCUCAGAGGUGGUGGUGGGGGCUCAGUGUGGCAAUGCCGUACUCAGAGGAGCCCACGUCUUCGCCCCAGGGAUCGUCGCCAGCCCCAAAUACAUGAAGGUGGGAGAUGUUGUGUCCGUCUUCUCCGAUCUGGAGGGCAGGUGUACCCGAGGAGCUCUGAGCUUCCAGGGGAACAAGGUGUUUGUGGGAAAUGGAGUUGCAGAAAUGGAUCGCUCAAGUAUUUUCUGCACAGAUGAACAUCCCAGAGGUGUAGGAGUUCGUAUGGUGGAGCCUCUAUACAGAAGUCCCUCCUUUGAUGGGGUUCUGCCCAGCCUGGCGUUCCUGCAGAACUUCCCCUCUGUGGUUGUGGGACAUGUGCUCGGACCUCGACCCGGAGAGCGAAUCCUGGAUAUGUGUGCUGCUCCUGGAGGGAAAACCUGCCACAUCGCUGCCCUCAUGGGUGAUCAGGGGGAGGUGGUGGCCUUGGACCGAAUCCGGAACAAGAUUGCCCGCAUUCGUCAGAAUGCAGAAACGCUGCAGCUGCAGAGUAUUAAAGCUUACUGCUUCAAUGGCAUUCAGGCUGUGAGCAGUGACCUCACACAGCAAACACAAGGGCCGCCGUUCCCCCCUGAGAGUUUUGACCGGGUUCUGCUGGACGCCCCCUGCAGCGGCCUAGGACAAAGACCCACCAUGGCCAGCACCUGGAGCCUCAAGGAAAUCUGCUCCUAUCCGCCUCUCCAGCGCAAGCUGUUUCAUGCUGCGGUGCGGUUGUUGAAGAAAGGCGGGGUUUUGGUGUACAGCACCUGCACCGUGACUCUGGCUGAGAACGAGGAGCAGGUCGCCUGGGCCUUGAGUUCAUUCCCCUGCCUCACACUGCAGCAACAGGAGCCUCACAUCGGCGCAGAGGGCAUGCUGGGAGCGGGUUUGUCAUGCGAGCAGCUGCGUCUCCUCCAGAGGUUCAGUCCGGAGUUGAGCUGGGAUCAGACAGACGCCUCCGUCCCGCUCCAGUGCAGGGCAGACAGGGACACUAUUGGGUUUUUUAUUGCCAAGUUUCUGAAAAGCUGACCGCAGGCGUGUGCUUUUGGGAACAAACGUGUUUAUAUUGCAACGGCGCGGCGUGCUUUGACGUGCUGGCACUGACAAAGAGCUCUCUGCUGUUUACAGGAUCUGCCUCUUAACAUCUGCGGCCCAUGUAGGGAUGAGCUUUUAAAAAACACACAGAGGCAAGGAGAAUGAAUGGGGGCUGGAAAAUGCAGCAAUGCUUGUGUCGCCAUAACAACAGUGACGACACUGCUGCCAUGGUGACGGUGGAUUCUCCGGAUCAGGAAGUAGUGAGCAGAAAGAGGUCAUGAGAGGUAUUAACAAUUUAGCAUCUUUAGCAGCACAGGAGACGAGAGGGAGGGGUAAUUAAUUAGUCGAGUGAUGCAUCUGCCUGAACCACUGCAGUAUCCAGGAGGAAGUCACGUUUUUUCACAAUAAAAGCAUGUGUUAUUGAAAUCUUGA